UUCAGUCGCCUUAUCUAAUGUAGGUAUGUAUUUCCUAAUAACUCUAUUGUAGCAGUUUGUAUAUUGAUUGAUUUGAAGAAACUGUGAAGAUCAUCAUGGCCAAAAAGGCUCGCCUGAGAAGUCAGAUAGUGACUGUCCAAGAAAGAAUGAAAAGGACUGCUAGGCUUAUAAGGAGAAGAAACUCAGGCACAAAUCUGGCAAUUCUUUAUGGACCAGGAGAUAUUGGCGAACAAUGGUGUAAUUUCAUCAAUCAUAUGUUCACAGAAGAUUUACCUGAAGAAUACAGGGAUAUGAACCUGGAUUUUGUCGAAGAAAGCAUAACAAAUUUGGGAGAGGAUGAUGUAUGCAACAUAAAUAACUGUGAAUAUAAAAUGCUUUUACUUGACGCAGAAGCUCUCAAAGUAUUAAAAGAUGAACAGUCAACCUUCAGAAAAUGUGAAUUGAUGGAAACACAGCAAGAACAAGUCAUUGUUCUUCUACUUGGAAGUGAAGAUGAUCUCACAUUUAUUCAUAAUGCCAGAGCUACUUUAGCAUUGCUGAAAGAGAACGAAGCAUAUAAUAUCAUUCAAGCAAAGAAUUCAGAGCAAAUCUUCACAGAAAUCAUGACAAUUUUAUCACCACUGUAUGUUGUUCCACAUCCGAAUAUUUUGAGUUCAGAAGAUAGAGAACAACAUUUGACGCUGCUCAGUAACAAACCUUUUCCUACUCAUCAUUUUGUUCAAUACAUCAUUGAAUUUUCAUUGGGAAAAAAUACGAAGGAGAUGGAAGCAUCAUUAUUCAACCCUUAUACCUUGCUGGUUCAAAAUAUAACUCAUCCACCAGGACUUGUCACCGUGAAGAUUUUCUGCGUCGUUCAUAAUCCUCACACACCUAACGAUAUUACUGAUGUAUCGAGGACACAGAUGGGGGAAGAUUUGCAUGUCUGGUUUCAAUCGGAUUCUGAUAAAGUUUAUUCGAUUCUUGAUUCGCAAGCAAAUCCGAUAGCAUUCCUCUGCCAAGCUAUGCAUGUCUCAGAACGUAGAGAUCCAGGAAGAACACCAGAAGGCAUGAUUGACAAAUUGCUGACUGAAUCUUUCAAGAAAAAUGUUCCCGACAACAAGUUGUCAAUUGUAUUCGGCAAUGAUCAACAACUGGGUGAGGAUCAAGAUGGAAAUCGAGAAGAAUAUGUUCCCACCCUUCUCCAUUUUUCUGCCAUGUACGGACUUCGCGACUUGACAACUAACUUGCUACGAUGCCCUGGUGCAGUGCAAGCUUACGGUACAGCGAACUGUGAUGGUGAUUAUCCCACAAAUCUGGCAGAAAAAUCGGGACACUGGGAUCUUCGAGAUUUCAUGCAAACAUAUAUGGAAGUGGCAGCGAUGGUUCACGAUAAUUAUGGCAACAAAGGCAAUAUGCAAACGUCUGAAAUCAUGUCAAGUAUGGUGUACGGGCAAUAUUUAAGCUUCGCAGGAGACGUCGGCAUUCCUGAAGAUAUCUAUGUGGCCAUUGGGGAUGGUUUUAUGUCAAAUGUGAACACACCUCCAGGUUAUGUACCUAUGCAACCAGCAGCCGUAUCACAUGAUCUGCCACAGAGUGUUGAUUAUGAUUACACCUUGAGAAGAAUUUUGGAAGGCGAUGAGCCAGAAAAAGAAUAUGAGAUGCUUGAUAGCCCGUUACAAAUACCUCCUAUUCCUGGUGAAAGACGUAAAAGUACUUUUAUGUGUGCACCUGUGAAUGAAGAACCUCCUCUUCCACCACCAAGAGAACCAAAGCUACCACCCAGAGAAUCAAUUGACCCACAAACUGCAAUGUUGACUCUCCCAAAGUUUUCAUCCAAUAUGUCUCCAGCACAAGAAGAGUUAAUCUCAUUGCAAAAGAAAGUCAAAUUGGGAGAACUUACAAUCAAUCAGGCCGUUUUUCGCUUCAAAGAAUGGGAGAGAAAACACAAAGAGACUGCAGCUUCAUUCCAGUAUCAACAAGAAAAUCUACAUAGACUAAGAAUUAGUUUGAUGAAAAGUAGAGACGAAAGAAAGCAACGAGGAGACAGUGGUUCCAUCAAAAUAUCAGAACCUCUCGUCGCAGGAUCGUCAACGUAUGACAAAGUAUUGCUGAAGACUAGACGAGAGGUCAUGGUGGAUGCUUAUGGAGGAAUCGGAGAAAAAACUCCAAACAGAUCUAGUAUUGAGCGACGAGGUGACAUAACAAGACAAAAUGAAUAUUCACACGGACCAAGCAGAAAUUCUUUUGGAAACAGCUUCAAGAAACAUCCAUCAUUUGUUCGUGGUAGGCCACCUCCCUCUACACCAGAUAAUGUGUCAGAUAGAUUAUCAAGAUUGUCUCUCAGCUCAACGGGUUCUUCGAUCAAAUCUACAGGAUCAGAGGGCAGUAACCCACCGCUUGGUUCUAUAUUAGCAUCCAUUCAUGCAAGAGCAAACAGUCCAUUGCCCCCACGCCCCACUAAAAACAACAGCAUGUCAGAAUUUGGUCGACCUUUGACUACCAGUCAAGUGAUGCCAAGUCACCCUGAACCUUGGAAUCCAUACAGUCAUGGCAGCAGUGGCGCCGCAUACAGUCAUGGCAGCAGUGGUGCCGCAUACAGCCAUGGCAGCAGUGGCCCUAUGUACAGUCAUGGCGCUGAAGCUCCACCACCUGUGCCACCACGAGAUGAUCAAGAGUUUCAUCGACCGAAUGUACCACCAAGAAAUCCAAGAUACAAAUAAGUCCAUUCAAAUAUGCAAUAAAGCUAAGAUCCCAGUGCAAUAUAAUGGAAAAUUUUCUAGUAAAACAUUAAAUGUAACUCAUUAUUAGUAUUGAAAAUUUAUUCUCUGAAUUGUGAAAUCAGCAAUGAAAUUAUUUUUGAUGUUAUCUGAUUCUCCCGUUAUGAGUGCUGCAGUGUCAGGGUAAACAGUUUCCAAUCAAGUGAAACUUGACUAUUUAUUUAAUCAUUAGUCAUAACUCAUAAAAAAGAUUGGAAAAUAUAAACUGUAACUUACAUACCAUAGGGCCUACUGGAUUAUGAGACACAACAGUUUUGAGCAGUUUAAGAUGUCUGGUUAUUUAUAAAAAAAUAGUACUGGUUUUGAGUGAAGGCGAUAAAGUACUACCUGAUCCAUAUACUGGGUACACUGGCUUAUUAGGCGCGAUUGAUUUUUGAGGAAAAAAUCGGAUUCAGAGUGAGCCUUGUGGUCCUUAAAUUACGGUAAUCUUACAGAACUAUCUAAUCAAAAGUUUUCUUUUUUUUUUUUUCAAUAUCCACCUAUUUUAAAAUUGAAAUUGCAGAAUUGAAACUGCCAGAACUGCUAUUCCCUAUUUCUUUCUAUAUUCUUGAAUCAUGAAUUUGAUUCAAUGGCUUUUUCGAAACUUUUUGAAAUAUUGCAUACUGGAAAUGUGAGCAAUAGACGAAUAUUUCAUUAUUCAAUUGGAUCGAAGAAAAAUUUAAAUACUUUGCCAUCAGCUAUGCUUUUGCAGAGUUGUAGUUGACAAUCAUGGCCAAAAUAAUUUUCGCCUUUUUUCUCAUGCAUGUUGUUUGUUUAUAUGUACAUAUAUACUUUUAAUAGACUCUUUAUUUAUUAUAAAAGUUUUAAAUUAGAGAUUCACUAUUCUUCCAUGACUUUUCACCGCCACUUAACAUUGUGUUUCAGUUUUUUUGUUUUCUGAAUGUUCUUUAUAUAUUUGAAUAUGUGUUUGCAAACAGAGAUUAUAGUGACCUUACAUUUUUAUUAAUUGUUUUGCUAUGCAGAGUCCUACUACCCAAGUCUAAAUUAACAUUCCAUAACGACCUGGCCUUGGUUGCGGGCUAUGCAAUAAUGCAGUGGUUUUCAACUGGUGUUCCGCGGAACGGGAUCUUCAGAUGCCCCGCGAAAAAUUGUUAAAAUAUUUGUUACAAAUUAAACAAAAUUAAAUCAUGACAAAGUCAAGUAGAAAUCUAAUUACGUUUUUGUCAGCCUUUUGCGGUCUGAUAUUAACAACCCUCAUUCCUACCUAAGCUCUUCUUAUCCUAAAUUUAAAUUGGUUACGUAUUUUUCCAACUCUAGUCUACAAGCUAUUGUUCAUUUUGAUAUUUCUUUUCUAUGCCAAAAUUACUGAAGGUAAUUAUUAAUUAAUCGCCUAUUUCCGAAAUAUCUUUAACAAUCAUUUGGUGUUUAUGAUACAAUUUAGGAUCUAAAAAGUGUU
Molecule: messenger RNA, 4152 nt
Organism: Styela clava
Lineage: Eukaryota; Metazoa; Chordata; Ascidiacea; Stolidobranchia; Styelidae
Product: phosphoinositide 3-kinase adapter protein 1-like
Molecular function (GO): signaling receptor binding
Source: RefSeq, a predicted model, not a curated record